This is a messenger RNA of Contarinia nasturtii (swede midge), 1555 nucleotides long. RefSeq names its product glutamine synthetase 2 cytoplasmic (gene Gs2). The coding region runs from base 184 to 1290 and encodes 368 amino acids. The transcript is spliced from 5 exons. Gene Ontology annotation, cellular component: cytoplasm. Lineage: Eukaryota; Metazoa; Arthropoda; Insecta; Diptera; Cecidomyiidae. Gene Ontology annotation, molecular function: glutamine synthetase activity. The record is from RefSeq and is a predicted model, not a curated record.
UUAUUUUAGUCUUGUCGAUUUUUCUGUAGCAUUCACUCAUAGUUGUCGAGAGACCAGCAAAAAAAGGAGCCGAGUAAUUUUCCGUUUUAUUUAAAAAGCAAGCAUUUUCACCUAAAAUCGUGAAUUAGUUAUAAUUUGUGUGAUUCGUAUAAAUUCCAAGUAGAACUCAUCACAAAAUUCAAGAUGUCGAAAACUUUAGAUUCGUCACCAAAUGCAUUGAUCAACAAAAAAGUGUUGGAUCGGUAUUUGAAUUUGGAAUUGCCAGAGAAUUUAAUUCAAGCAACUUACAUUUGGAUCGAUGGAACCGGACAAAAUGUACGCGCAAAAGAUCGUACACUUGACUUUGUGCCAAAAUCCGUAAAAGAACUUCCAAUUUGGAACUAUGACGGUAGUUCAACAUACCAAGCUGGUGGCACCAACUCUGAUGUCUACUUGCAUCCAGUUGCCAUCUACAAGGAUCCAUUCCGUCGUGGAAAACACAUUUUAGUAUUGUGCGAAACCUACUCAUAUGAUGGCACACCAACUGGCACCAAUCAUCGCAAAGAAUGUGCCGAAAUUGCAACCAAAUGCGCCGCCGAAGAACCAUGGUUUGGAAUUGAACAGGAAUACACUUUGUUGGACAUUGACGGACAACCACUUGGUUGGCCCAAAAAUGGUUUCCCCGGUCCACAAGGGCCAUACUAUUGCGGUGUUGGUGCCGAUAAAGUAUACGGUCGUGAUGUCGUUGAAGCUCAUUAUCGUGCCUGUUUGUAUGCUGGUGUUAAGAUUUGCGGUACAAACGCUGAAGUUAUGCCUGCACAAUGGGAAUUCCAAGUUGGACCAUGUGUGGGAGUUAGUGUCGGUGAUGACUUGUGGGUUGCACGUUUCUUAUUACACCGAAUUUCCGAAGAAUUUGGCAUUGUUGCCACACUCGACCCAAAACCAAUGACCGGUGACUGGAAUGGUGCUGGUGCACACACAAAUGUAUCAACAAAAUCGAUGCGUGAAAAGGGCGGAAUUACAACCAUCAAUGAUGCCGUUGAUAAGUUAUCAAAAUGCCACGAAAAACACAUCAAAGCCUACGAUCCAAAUGGAGGAAAAGACAAUGAACGUCGUUUGACUGGCCGACACGAAACCAGUUCAAUUCAUGAUUUUAGCGCCGGUGUUGCUCAUCGUGGUGCUUCAAUUCGCAUUCCCCGUGGUGUAGCCGAUGCUGGUUGCGGUUACUUCGAAGAUCGUCGCCCAUCAUCCAAUUGUGAUCCAUAUUCCGUUGUCGGAACCAUUCUAUCAACAAUCUGUUUAAAUAAGUAAACUAACACAUCGAAAGGAAUGAAAGUAAAGCCACAUAUUUCAAUUUAAGAUGAUAACAGCACAAUAAUCAGCUUUAUAAAAAAACAAAACAACAAAACAAAUCUAACUAACACAACGAUUUAUCUACACCAAUAACAAUUCAACAACAAAAAAAUCUAUAUGUAGAAGAGAAAGUUGAAUGUAUGGAAGAAUUUAUAUUAUAUACUAUUUUGAUUGUACAAAAAUAAAGUUCAAUGUUAAAAUUGUUGAAAAAUUUGAAACAAAA